UCACUGAAUAAAGUGAAGCAGACAGCUCAACAGUAGAACUUUAUCGAGUCGAUCUUGUAUACAUAUAUAUCUAUUUGUACAUAUAAACACAUAUGUAUACAAUUUUAUCGCAAUGUGAUAAAUUAUUUUUAUGCCAAGUAUCACAUAUUUAUAAAUAUAAAAAUUAAAAUCACAUUUUUAAAGAAUAUAUAAUAAUCUUUAUAACACAAAAUUAUGUGCUCGAAUGCUAGAAAUAAGCACAAAACAGUGCCAAAUCAAGGAUCCUUGUCCAUAAUGCUAAAACAAAUGGUAGUGGAUUUUAUGAAAUGUAUGAUUGUCCAGAUACACUGGCUCUUUGACAUUAUUGUUGAUUUUUGCUUUGGCCUCUAUUACGACAGUAAAGUCCAACGAGUUCCACCUGUAAAAAAUAAAUUAUUACUUGAAAGCGGUUGCAGUCUGGCGAAGAAAAUACGAGAAGGAACUGUAAGUGCCGAGGAAGUGGUGCGUACAUUCAUUGAUAGAUGCAAAGAGGUGAAUGGUUUGUUGAACACAAUUGUCGUGGAAUGUUACGAGAGUGCCAUAAAAGAAGCACAAGAGGUGGAUAAAUUAUUGAAGACAGAUGUGGACCGUGAAAUAUUAAGGAAAACGAAACCAUAUCUGGGUGUUCCAUUUACAACAAAAGAGAGCAAUGAAGCAAAAGGUUUGAAGCACUCAAUGGGAAUGAUAUGUCGACGAGAUCAUAUUUCAACGGAAGAUGCGACAGUUGUGGGGCUACUGAAAGAGGCUGGAGCAAUAAUUAUAGCGAAAACAAAUAUUCCCGAGAUGAAUUUGUGGAUUGAGUCGAGAAAUAAUGUUUAUGGACAAACUAACAAUCCGUACGAUACAACACGUACAGUUGGAGGAAGUAGUGGGGGUGAGGGAGCUAUCGUUGCCGCCUGCGGUAGUGCUAUUUCCAUAGGUAGCGAUAUUGGCGGUUCUACACGAAUUCCCUCAUUUUGCAAUGGAGUUUUUGGACACAAACCCAGUGAAGGAACAACCUCAACAAAAGGCAUCGGAAUGAGAAGCGAAAAUUCCAGAGACACGAUGGUUGGUGUUGGUCCAAUGUGUAAAAAUGCCGAAGAUCUUUUGCCACUAUUGAAAAUUUAUGUUGGUGAAAAUAUUUCCAUGCUGAAACUAGACAGUCAAGUUGAUGUGAAAAAUUUAAAAGUAUUUUAUCAAGUCUCAUCGGGCGACAUUCGUUCGAGUUCGGUUAGUAAAGAAAUGCGAUCCACAUUGAUGAAGGCUGUGCGUCAUUUCGAACAAGUCACUGGAUCUGCAACAAAGAUUAAAAUGCCGGGUUCGGAAUACAGUUACCGAAUCUGGAGGUAUUGGAUGACUCAGGAGAAGGGGGAUUUUAGACAUCUUAUCACGAAUAGAAAGAGUGUCACGAGUGCAAGAGCAGAAGUAAUGAAAUUAGUGAGUUGUCAAUCGGAAUUAACAUUGGCAGCUAUUCUCAAAUUGUCCGACAUGGAUUUCUUGCCACAGGAGAAUGCUGAUUGGGCACGAUUUGUAACGUCCACUUUGAAAAAAUUUUUAUUAGAUAAACUUAGCGAUAAUGGAAUUCUUCUUUAUACUUCGUCACCGAAUUCUGUCCCGUACCACUAUGCCUCAUACCUUAAACCAUUUAAUUUUGGUUACUUCUGUCUUUUUAACGCUCUAAGAUUUCCUGUUUGUCAAGUGCCAAUGGGACUGGAUCGCAAUGGUUUACCGACUGGAAUUCAGGUUGUUGCUGCUCCAUACAACGAUCAUCUUUGUCUUGCUGUUGCAAAAGAACUGGAAAGAGCCUUUGGUGGAUGGGUGCCUCCAUCAUAAUUUUUUUUCCUCCCUUAAAUAUGAUAAAUAUUACAAUUUCACUCCAUUAUUAUCAUAUUUACAAAAAUAUGAUAUAAUUUUCAUAUUCUAUACUCUUAUAAAUAUUUUCCAAUUUU
Molecule: messenger RNA, 1946 nt
Organism: Leptopilina heterotoma
Lineage: Eukaryota; Metazoa; Arthropoda; Insecta; Hymenoptera; Figitidae
Product: fatty-acid amide hydrolase 2
Exons: 8
Coding region: 214-1830 (538 amino acids)
Source: RefSeq, a predicted model, not a curated record